UCCCCUUAACCGCGAAUCGCAAGCUGACUUCAGCGUCGUCUCUGCCUCCCGCUAACACACACGAAGAAGAAGAAAAAGGAGAAGAAGAAGAGGAAGAAGAAGCUGCUAAAUCCCCCGCCAACACACGAAGAAGAAACUGCCAAAUAUAACGUCCUACCUCCCGCCAACGAGCACGAAGAAGAAGAAGCUGCCAAAUAUGGAUAAAACGCCGGUGUUGUUAGCUGGCAGUGCUAGUCUUAAAAGUGGUUGUAUGAACCAGUAUGUGAAAUAUUACAAGCUUAUAAUUUUUUGUGACCGAUAACAGGAGAAGAUUUUGUCACCGAACUUGCGAGUUAAGAUAAAGAGCUCAAAGGAAAUGUCUAUGGAGUGCUCCCUGUCACCUCCUCCACCCCCUCCUCCUCCUCCUCCUCCUCCUCCUCCUGCUCCAGGUCCACCACCUCCUCCAGCUUCAGCCCCCAAGAAGAAGCUGUACCAGACUAUAGCCAGCAGCAGGAGUCCUGUUGAAGGGGACCACACAGAGGCCCUGUCACUGCUCCGUCAGAGAGAGAGCAGUUUCAGGAAAGAUCUGCAGUGGAUACUGAUGAACACAUAUGUGCCUUCCCUGAUCCAAGAUGGUCCACAGUGUGGUUUGGUGGCUUUAUGGAUGGCUGCACACCUUCAACAGCCACAGCCGAGUAUCGACAUGGACACAGUCGUUCAGACGGCGCUGAGCCGGGGAUACACGGCGCAGGGUGAAAUGUUUUCAGCUAACAACAUGGCCCUGCUGGCAGAAGCGGUUUGCGGCUGCAAGGCAGAGCUGCUGUCAGGUGGUUUAAGUGGUAAAAACGCUGCAGCCAUCGUCACGCACCUGUGGGGAAGACAGCCUGUUCUCAUCCCAUACGAUGAGGAUUACAACCAUGAGCCGUGCCAGCGUAGCGGCCACAGGGCGCACUGGGCUGUCGCCUCAGGUGUCCUCCUUGGUCUGGACCAGGGUAGCUUGAGCACUGAGCACACCGAGCCUGAUCCCACUCUGCCUUGGCUUCACCUGCCCAGUGACACCAGCUCACCUUGUCCCGUCAGCCUCAGAGAGGUUUACGUCCUGGCUAAGCAGGGUAAAAGCCUGCGCUACCAGCUGUGGAGUUUGGAUAGCAUCACUCAGAGCAACGAGCAGCUGAGGACAAUGGACCCUCAGAGGGCCAGUGACGGGACGCAGUAUGUGGUUCCUCAAGGAGGGGUGGAAGCCGGACUGGCUGGACAGGCGGUCUUACUCCACACACGGACGAAGAAGCAGUGAUGAGACUGCUGGUCAACAGAAACCAGCUGUGCAGUAAACAAUGGACGGAGAAAACACUUCAUGUGUAUUUGUUGAGAGGGGCUGCAGUGACAUGACGUGAAUGAUACAGCAGAAUAUCAAUCAUGGAUAUUUACAGAUGUGGAUCUGUCUCAGCGUGACGACCACAUGUUUGACUUCCUCCCACAGAGCUUUGAAAAGGGCUUCAUCAACCAAAGUGUUUAACUGUGAUGAUACCGUAUGUGCCACAAUUGUGAUGUUUUGUGGAUCCUGUUAAUAUGAGACAAAAAAAAAAUUUGUCUCACGAUUUUGUUAUACUGAGUCAGGCUGCAACCAACGAUUAUGUUAAUUAUUGAUUACUUUGUUGAUUAUAUUCUCAAUUAAUCAAUUAGUUGUUUGGUCUUUAAAAUGUCAGAAAAUGGUGAAAAAUGUCCAUCACUGUUUCCCAAAGUCACAGAUGCAACAUAAAAUGUCUUUUUCUGUCCCGACUGAUAGUCAACAAAGUUUACUAUCAUACAAGAUUCAAGAAACCAGAAAAUAUUCUCAUUUAAGAAGCUGGAACCAGAUAAGUUCAGCUUUUUUCCUUAAAAAAUGGCU
Molecule: messenger RNA, 1867 nt
Organism: Thunnus maccoyii (southern bluefin tuna)
Lineage: Eukaryota; Metazoa; Chordata; Actinopteri; Scombriformes; Scombridae
Gene: actmap
Product: chromosome 6 C19orf54 homolog
Exons: 7
Coding region: 356-1273 (305 amino acids)
Source: RefSeq, a predicted model, not a curated record